Messenger RNA from Engraulis encrasicolus (European anchovy), 1472 nucleotides. It is a transcript of the gene tcea1, whose product is annotated as transcription elongation factor A (SII), 1. The transcript has 10 exons. The record is from RefSeq and is a predicted model, not a curated record. Gene Ontology annotation, molecular function: nucleic acid binding; zinc ion binding. The coding region runs from base 25 to 1086 and encodes 353 amino acids. Gene Ontology annotation, biological process: DNA-templated transcription; positive regulation of transcription by RNA polymerase II; transcription elongation by RNA polymerase II. NCBI's taxonomy places the organism in Eukaryota, Metazoa, Chordata, Actinopteri, Clupeiformes, Engraulidae. Gene Ontology annotation, cellular component: nucleus.
GCAAACAGCUAGUGCCCUAGCUGUAUGCAGAACACAGAGGCGCUGCUGCUGCAGCUCAGCUUGGUUCGCGUCAACCCGCUGGUGGUUUGUGGUGUGGGUGCGCGACAGCUUCGUCUUUUAAUAUUUUUGUUACUGUCUCUUUUAAAAUACACGAUGGGCAAAAAAGAAGAAGAGGAGAUCAUUCGGAUUGCGAAAAAGAUUGAUAAAAUGGCUCAGAAGAAAAAUGCGUCCGGCGCACUGGAUCUUCUGAAGGAGCUGAAGAGCAUCAGCAUGACGCUGGAUUUACUCCAGUCGACCAGAAUUGGCAUGUCCGUUAAUGCAAUUCGCAAACAGAGCACCGACGAAGAAGUCACAUCACUCGCCAAAUCCCUUAUCAAAUCGUGGAAAAAACUCUUGGAUUCUGAUCCUGGUUCCGGUGACAAGUCAUCUGACGAAAAAAGAAAGGAGCCAUCCACACCCACGGCCACAUCGCAGGAUAGCCCUGAGCCUAACGAAGAGAGCUCAAGCAGCAAUUCCAGCAAGAGUGAUCUGGUCGAAUCCACCAACACCAACACGCUUAUUGCCACCUUCCCACGAGCGCCUGUCACCUCUGACUCAGUGCGGAUCAAGUGCCGGGAGAUGCUCACCAAUGCCCUGCAGACAGGAGAUGACCACAUUACUAUUGGAGCAGACGCUGAUGAACUUGGGGCCCAGAUUGAGGAAUGCAUCUUCGCAGAGUUUAAGAACACUGACAUGAAAUACAAGAACCGUGUGCGGAGCAGGAUUGCAAACCUGAAGGACUCCAAGAACCCCAACCUGCGGAGGAAUGUUCUGUGUGGAAACGUGGCACCGGAUCGCAUAGCCAAGAUGACCGCCGAGGAAAUGGCGAGCGAUGAGCUGAAGGAGAUGCGCAAGAACAUGACCAAAGAGGCCAUCCGGGACCAUCAAGUGGCCCAAAGCGGGGGCACUGAAACUGACCUAUUUCAGUGUGGGAAGUGCAAAAAGAAGAAUUGCACAUACACACAGGUUCAGACUCGCAGUGCUGAUGAACCAAUGACCACAUUCGUCUUCUGCAAUACGUGCGGAAAUAGGUGGAAGUUCUGUUGAAGCUUGGAGGAGUGUCUUCGUCUUGCAGAGAAGUAGCCUAAUUCCCUGAUCAGGAGUCUGAAUCGGUUAUACAUAGGAACUUCUUCUUCAGUGGUACCUGGUGCACAAAUAUUGUCCCGAAAUCUCACUGAAUGUUUGUACUUUUUUUUUUUUUUUUUUGGUUACAGAACUGUUUUCUGUGUUUUUAUCUUGACAUGCAGACCGGCUAAACCGUUGAAAGACAAAUGUUGCGUCUCUUUAUCUACCAUCACUUUUUAUAUGUAGUUUUAACUUUUUGACAUUGAUCACAUUUACCUUUUAUUGCUUCGCCCUAACGUUGAUUAGUCACAAAUAUUUAAAAUAGAACGAGAAAUGUCAUGUGAAAUAAAUCAAAAUGAUGAACCUUC